Phacochoerus africanus (Common warthog) is the source of this 2415-nucleotide messenger RNA. It is a transcript of the gene TMEM74B, whose product is annotated as transmembrane protein 74B. The record is from RefSeq and is a predicted model, not a curated record. NCBI's taxonomy places the organism in Eukaryota, Metazoa, Chordata, Mammalia, Artiodactyla, Suidae. Bases 177 to 875 code for a protein of 232 amino acids. The transcript is spliced from 2 exons.
GCCCUCGCCGGCUGCGGGCGGAGCUGGAGCCGCUGCGCUCGGCGAUCCCCGGCUCCCGCCCCUUCCCAGUCCCUCCCUCCUCGGAGCCCCCAGCGGCCGGGGCCGCCGCGGUACAGCCACGCGCGGCGCGAGCAGCUGCCAAGGGGCCAAGGGAUGAGCUGGGGCCCGCCUUCCCAAUGGCAUCUCCCUCUGGUCUGGAACUGAAGACACUGAGCAACGGUCCCCAGGCCCCAAGGAGACCAGCUCCCCUGGGUCCAGCGGCCCCUUGCCGGGAGGGUGUGGAGAAUGCCUGUUUCUCCUCCGAGGAGCAGGAGACCCAUUUCCAGAACCCUGGGGACACCAGACUGGGCAGUUCCCCCAGCCCCCCGGGGGGCGUCCCUUCACAGCUGCGGUCCCAGAGGGACGAUCUGUCCCUGCGCUCAGAAGAGGGGCCAGGCCUGGAGCCCGUGAGCCGCCCAGUGGAUUACGGCUUUGUUUCUGCCCUGGUUUUCCUGGUGAGCGGCAUCCUGCUGGUGGUGACCGCGUACGCCAUCCCCCGCGAGGCCCGCGUCAACCCGGACACAGUGUCGGCGCGGGAGAUGGAACGGCUGGAAAUGUACUACGCCCGCCUGGGCUCCCACCUGGACAAGUGCAUCAUCGCAGGCCUGGGGCUGCUCACGGUGGGCGGCAUGCUCUUGUCUGUGCUGCUGAUGGUCUCUCUGUGCAAGGGCGAGCUGUACCGGAGGCCAACCUUCGUGCCGGGCAGGGGCACCAGAAAGACCUACGGCUCCAUCAACCUGCGCAUGAGACAGCUCAGUGGGGAUGGGGGCCAGGCCCUGGUGGAGAACGAAGUCAUCCCCAUCCCAGAGACCUGCCACACCUGCCAGGGGUCUUAAGUAAGAGCCCACCCUAUCUGGCUGCUUCAGCUUCCAGGCCACGAGGCCCCCAAGUCUGGGUUUCAGACUGAGCUCUGCAGAGGGCCCUGUGGAAGGAGUCAUGGGUGCUAGAGGGGGAGCCUGGGGCCUGGUCCGGGCUCCUGGGGAGAGCAGCCCCUGAUCUGUUUCGUAGCUUGAGGUUUGGCAUAAGGUUUUGUUUGAAGGAUGGCUUCUGCUGCUAAAAAUACAAAAGUUUGGAAACUGCUGCCCUUGGAGGAUGAGGUUUCUUGGCAUUUCCGAGGAGCGAGAGCUGUUUGAAAGGCUGCCCAUCCUGUUCCCUGUGCCCGGGGGAAUUCCGGGAUCUCUGCUGUCCUCCUCAGCCAUGUGUGGGUGUUGAGCGACUUUGGAGGGACCCCUUUCAUGAAGCCCCAACCAUCUAAAGUGGGAGGUGGCUUCCUGAUGAGGGACAGAGCCAGCACUGGGAUGACCUCCCCUCUCUAGGCCUCAGUCCUCCUGACCCUGAUAUGUGGGGCCUGGCAUGGCUGAUCCCUUGGGCCCCUCCAGUUCUGCCCUAGGGAUUCCUGUGUACAGUGGGAGCCAGGUAUCUGCAUCUGGCCACUUUCACGGGAGGGGCAUGUCUGGCAGGUGCUGAUCCUUCUCCAUGUCAUUUUCUGACCUUUUGGUGGCCAUCACUCUCGGAGAGUCAGCAUCUCACCUGGUCCUGCUAAAGGACCCCUUGCGUCCCCAGGUUAGGCCAGGCUACUUUCGAAGUUCCUUAUAGCCUGCUUUUGGCCUUGGGGUCGAAUUACCUGCUGCGGCUAGAUCUUAGCACACACUUUACAAAGUCACGCACCCCGUUUCACUCACUCCCUGGACAGGGGGUUCUCUCAAACAAGAGAGGCUGAGGGCUGUGCUGUAUUUCUAGGGACACGGUGUGGGCUUCAUUAUCCGCUCCUUCUGAGUAUGUUUCUUGGGCCUGACCCUAUGCAAGUAACAGAAAAAGAAAAAAAAAAAAUUUUAAUGCUGAAUUUGUGAUCUUCUUCCCCUAACAUCCCCGCCCCUGACCCCAGCAGUGAAGUGCAGCCCCACUUUAUCUGGGGAGAAAUCUACAUUCUGGUGGCCAGGAAACUCUAGCCCCAUAUUGAUCACCGUUUGUUCUGCUUCUCUUGUCGAGUGUUUUCAGGCUCCAUCCAGACUCUCUUUUAACCUACUGAGAAGGAAAGGAAGUGGGCCCUAGAGGUGAGGAUUCUAAAGGGGUCAUUUCAGUGAACCUCCUGACCCCAGGCAGGUCCUUCUUCCUCCAUGUUGGUUGGUCCUGUGGGCCAAGGAUCAUGGAUGCUAACUUGCUUUUGGUGGGGAUGGGGGAGGGGGGAGUGGGCCUGGGGCCUGUAGGUUAGAGCAGCUCUGAUUAUCUGUAACCUGAGCCUUCAGGCCAGUAGGUUGAACAUCUGGGCAGUGUAACCUCACACCUUCUAUGACGGAUCAAAUCUCUGUUCCUGCUGGCUGGUUUCGCCGGAGCAGAGGGUUGGGGGGAGGGCUGGAAGGGACAAGUGCUGUGGAG